AUGGUGACAGGAAGUCUUCCUCCCGGAGGCAGGCGCGGCCCCUUUAAGAGAGGCGCGUGCGCGCAGGGGCGGUGACGCUGCGCGAGCCCGCGUGUGAGGGGGAGCCAAGAUGGCGGCGGCCUGAGGGCAGUCAUGGCGGGGGCGGCGCGGCGGCUGCUCCGCAGGGGCUUGGGCGUGGCGGCGGGGCCGCCGAGCACCCGCCAGCUGCGGGAAGCCGAGGAGGCCGUCCCGGUGUUCCAGUACGCGGGGAAGGCGGCCAAGCGCAAGGACCGCGUGUUCGUGUGGGGCUUCAGCUACUCGGGCGCCUUGGGCGUCCCCAGCUUCGUGAAGCCGGACGCGGGCUGGAAGAAGCCGCGGCGCGUCCAACCCACGCCGUACCGCCUGGAGACAGAGGAGAAGAUAUCCUCUGCUGCCUGUGGUUAUGGAUUCACACUGCUGGCUUCUAACACCAGAGACAUCACCAAAGUGUGGGGCAUGGGGCUGAACAAGGAUUCCCAGCUUGGAUUCCAGAGAAGCAGAAGAGAUCAAACUAAGGGCUAUGAAUAUGUGUUGGAACCAUCUCCAAUUCCAUUGCCACUGGAGAAGCCGCAGCAAACUCGAGUCUUGCAAGUGUCCUGUGGGAGAGCCCAUUCCCUGGUCCUGACAGAUAGUGAAGGAGUUUUCACAAUGGGAAACAAUUCUUAUGGACAGUGUGGCCGGAAGGUUGUUGAAGAUGAAAUUUACAGUGGAAGCCAUGUCAUUCAUCAGCUGAAGGAAUUUGACAGCAGAGUUGUCCAGGUUGUGUGUGGGCAGGACCACAGUCUGUUUAGAACCAAGAAGGGUACAGUCUAUGCAUGUGGAUGGGGAGCUGAUGGACAAACAGGUCUUGGACACUAUAACAUCACCAGUGUUCCUACUAAGCUGCAUGGUGACAUUGCUGGAGUAAACAUUAUCCAGGUCUCUUCCUAUGGGGACUGUUGUCUGGCUGUUUCAGAUGAAGGAGAUGUCUUUGGUUGGGGAAAUUCAGAAUACUUGCAGUUGGCGUCUGUCACAGAAACCACACAGGUGAAUGUUCCCAGGCAUUUGCCGUUCAAGAUUGGGAAGGUAAAGGAGGCUGCCUGUGGAGGAACUGGCAACGUUGUGCUGACAGAAGAAGGAAAUGUUUUUGUCUGGGGAUAUGGAAUUCUUGGGAAAGGACCAAACCUAAUAGAGACAGCAGUGCCAGAGAUGAUCCCACCCAGCCUUUUUGGCUGGUCAGACUUCAGUCCAGACAUCCGCGUUGCUCAUGUUCGCUGUGGACUCAGCCAAUUUGCAGCACUUACAAACAAAGGAGAACUGUUUGUGUGGGGGAAGAAUCUAAGAGGGUGCCUUGGAACUGGAAGAAUGGAAGACCAGUAUUUCCCAUGGAGGGUGACGGUGCCCGGUGAGGUGGUGGAUGUGGCCUGUGGAGUUGAUCAUAUGGUCAGCAUGGUCAGGUCUUUUAUCUAGGGAUGCUGCUGGGUCUCAGCACUGUACCAGGGAGGUGCAGGGACUUGGUGACGAGCUUCUUCUAAAGGAAAACUCAUGAAACCGAGUGACUGUGAGCAGAGA
Molecule: messenger RNA, 1569 nt
Organism: Hirundo rustica (Barn swallow)
Lineage: Eukaryota; Metazoa; Chordata; Aves; Passeriformes; Hirundinidae
Gene: RCC1L
Product: RCC1 like
Exons: 12
Source: RefSeq, a predicted model, not a curated record